Acanthamoeba castellanii str. Neff is the source of this 780-nucleotide messenger RNA. RefSeq lists its product as uncharacterized. NCBI's taxonomy places the organism in Eukaryota, Discosea, Longamoebia, Acanthamoebidae. The transcript has 3 exons. The record is from RefSeq and is a predicted model, not a curated record. The coding region runs from base 1 to 780 and encodes 259 amino acids.
AUGUCGAGAAUCGCGGUUUGCAUUGGAGCCUUCGUGGUCCUUCUUGUGGCGAGCGCCCUGGCUGGGCCGGUGACGCUCAACGGCGCCAAGAUCAGCGCCACCUUCAACCCGACAGGCGGCAGCGUCAAGAUUUGGGAGACGGGCACCAACAGGAUCUUCACCCACUCCUUCACCAAGAUCCAGGAGGUGGCCGCCGAUGGUGGGGUCGUCAACGCCGUCAACUCGUUCGCCGAUCUCACCUUCAACGACCCGACCACGCCGCAGCAGGAGACGUUCCAGGGCGUCAACUCGACGGUGGUGAGCCUCUCGGGCAACGUCAACGUGGCCGUCGCCGGCAGUAACGCCACCACCACCGCCAACGUCAACGUCCGCUUCUACGUCUUCAACGACGAGGGCAAGAUCACCUACGGCACCAAGACCUACCCUGUGGCGCCCGGCAGCAUUGAGAUCAUCUACACCAUCUCGGGCUGGCCCGUGGAGGACACCGGCAACAAGCUCAACUUCUUCGUGCGCAUCGGCACCCCGGGCAAGACCGCGUCGUGGAACAGCCCCGAGCUGCGCUUCUUCGACGGCGCGUCGCUCAUCUUCGCCCCCGACUCGGCCAACAGCAACGGUCAGGCCGCCGUGAAGGUGACCCCGACCAUGGGCAGCGGCGCCGUCAACAUCCAGAUGCAGUUCCAGGCCGCCAACAGCAUCGAGUACGACCCGCUGUGGAGCGUCGAGGGCGAGAGCUCGAGCGCCGCCACCCUGUCGCCCUUCAUCACCUCCGUCCUCUUCUAA